CCAGAAGAACUAUGGACUUUAUCAAUAACGGCAGUGAAAAUAACAAUAAUACGACCACAGCCUUCCCCGAUGUUGUGGAUGUCAUUCCAGAGUGGGGUGACAAUGACAAAGAAAAGGGGUCUAGAAGUGUUCCCGAGGUGGAGCUGAGUUACCAGGUGAUCACCUCUCUGCUGCUCGGCGCGCUCAUCCUCUGUUCCAUAUUCGGCAACGCGUGCGUUGUCGCGGCCAUCGCGCUGGAGAGGUCGCUCCAGAACGUGGCCAACUACCUGAUCGGCUCGUUAGCCGUCACGGACCUCAUGGUAUCAGUUCUGGUACUACCCAUGGCGGCCCUCUACCAAGUCCUGAACAAAUGGACUCUGGGACAGGAGAUAUGUGAUAUUUUCAUCUCUCUGGACGUGUUGUGCUGCACGUCGUCCAUUUUGCAUCUGUGCGCAAUUGCCCUGGACAGGUACUGGGCUAUCACAGACCCCAUAGACUAUGUGAACAAACGGACACCCAGGCGAGCGGUGCUGCUAAUCAGCGUGACUUGGCUGAUUGGGUUCUCAAUCUCCAUCCCGCCCAUGUUAGGCUGGAGGAAAGCCGAGGACAGGGCGAACCCGGACGCCUGCACCAUCAGCCAGGACCCGGGCUAUACCAUCUACUCCACGUUCGGAGCUUUUUACAUCCCGCUUAUCCUCAUGCUGGUCCUCUACGGGCGGAUAUUCAAGGCAGCCAGGUUCCAGGUUUGGAAAACUGUGAAGAAAUCGGAAAAGGCAAAAGUGUCGGACAAGUGCUUGGCCGUGUCGCCGGCUAUUUUCCACAAGAAGAUCAACGUAGAGGCGGGGGGCAAGAACUGGAAACACAGCGUGGAACCUACAUCCAAGUCCUCGUGCGUAAACGGCGCGGUGAACCACGGGGAGAACUGCGAGUCGUUGGAGAUCAUAGAAGUGACCAACAAUUCUAAGAACCACCUGCCUCUCCCCAACACCCCACAGUCCUCACAAGAGGUUGAGAACAGGAAUGAAAAGAACGCUGAGGCUAAGAGGAAAAUAGCUCUGGCCAGGGAGCGGAAAACGGUAAAGACGCUCGGUAUCAUCAUGGGCACUUUUAUUUUCUGCUGGCUACCGUUUUUCAUCGUGGCGCUGGUCUUGCCUUUCUGUGCGGAAAGCUGUUACAUGCCAGAGUGGCUGGGUGCCGUCAUCAACUGGCUGGGCUAUUCGAACUCUCUCCUAAACCCGAUCAUUUAUGCCUACUUUAACAAAGACAUCCAAAGUGCUUUCAAAAAAAUUAUAAAAUGCAAAUUCCAUAGACAGUGAGCCGUUCAUUAGUAAAGUGUUUACGUUUACUUAAUUCCAAUGAUGGAGUUUAUGAAACGCACAAAAGCAACGUGUUAUUUUCAGGGACUGUCUUCUAGCCUACGGUGUGAAUUAGAAACAGAAUAUCCUAUGGGUUAUAUACAGUGAGACGUGGAGAGAGACAUGCAGUAUAUUUGUAGGCCUAUUAUGCUGUGUACGCUGCUCCUGUGUAGCAUAUUCGAUGUUGUAGAUAUCUGCAAGGCAUCGUUGUAUUCCCAUGCAAGAUGUGUUAUUCAAAUACAAUUCACAGAAUUCAUGCAUUCCAUUCACGUGACCUGGUCUCAGAGCAUUUCGUAUUAUUCUGUACGUAAAUCCGAGACACUAUAUUUAGUAUGAUAUGUUACGUUUCGUAUGGUAUGUAUCCACGAGACACGAAGGUUUCCGUCCUACAUCAUACCAGCUUUGUAGCACUGAAACAAUAAAAAACUAUCGAAAUACUACAA
Molecule: messenger RNA, 1777 nt
Organism: Salvelinus fontinalis (brook trout)
Lineage: Eukaryota; Metazoa; Chordata; Actinopteri; Salmoniformes; Salmonidae
Gene: htr1aa
Product: 5-hydroxytryptamine (serotonin) receptor 1A a
Exons: 1
Coding region: 12-1295 (427 amino acids)
Biological process (GO): adenylate cyclase-activating adrenergic receptor signaling pathway; regulation of behavior; regulation of vasoconstriction
Cellular component (GO): plasma membrane
Molecular function (GO): G protein-coupled serotonin receptor activity
Source: RefSeq, a predicted model, not a curated record